UUUUCUGCUAUUGCUGCUUUGAAAGCAGUGGGUCAGAAGAGCUAACCAGGAGGGUAGAAAACAUAUUCUAUUUUUAGGACAAGAUUGGCUUAUCUUCUAUUUAUCCUUGCCAGAGGGAUAACAUUUCCAGAGGCCUCAUGAGUAAAGACUGCGUAAGGGCUGAGUUAAUUUUAACUGCUAGGCAGUUAACGAACAUGGAGUCUGCACGAGAAGCAGAGGAGCUGGGAUCUCAGACGGAAGUUGUUACAGACACCAUUCUUGAGGUUGGAGGAAAACUCUUUCAGGUCAGCCGCAGAGCACUUUCGCUGCACAGUCGUUAUUUUGAAGCCAUGUUUUUUGGGGGCACAAGGGAGAGCUCUGAACACCAUAUAGUGAUCAGAGGAAUUGAUGCAGUGCCUUUCCAGGCACUUCUUGAGUUCACUCGUACAGCCCAAGUGCUUAUAGAUCGAGAAAAUGUCACCAGCUUACUGGAAACAGCUGAUUUUUUUCAGUUUGACAAUGUGAAACUGUUCUGUGAGAAAUUUCUGGAGAGAGAGCUGCAUGUUUCCAACUGUCUGGGCGUGAUGACCUACUCACAGCAAUUUGCCUGUGUAGAGCUGCACACAUCUGCUGUGAAUGUGGCUCUCACUCACUGGGAGGAUGUGAUAUCUCAGGAAGAAUUUAAGGCACUUCCCAAAGAAACACUGAGGCAGCUCCUGCAAAGCGAUGACCUUUUUGUUUCUCGAGAAGAUGUGGUUUUUGACAGUGUUGUGAGGUGGAUAAUGGAGGACCCAGCAACGAGGGAGGAAGACUUCUUGGAUUUGGUGGGAGAAGUCAGAGUCGCUUUUCUGAGUCUGUCCUUCCUUGAUAUCUUGGUGAAACGCAGCAGGUGCCCCGGAGAGAAAGAUGCUUUCUCCAGACUAAUAAAGAAGUUAGACAGCUGUCCUCCACCAAGCUGGCAAAAUGUGAAACUGUCUCCUUGUGCUGGCCGGAGCUAUGACAUCUUGUAUGUUCUGGGAGGAAGACAUGACAAAGAACAGCAAGAAUUAUUCCUAUUUCAACCUAAAACAAGGACCUGGCAAGCUUGCUCUCCCCUGCAGCGCAGAAACCUCACCCAGUAUGCAGUAGCAGCAGUAGGGAAUUUUGUUUUUGUGACAGGAGGAUACUUCCGGGAUGAGUUUGUGUGGUAUAGUGUGGAUUGGGUGCUGAUCUACAAUUGCUUGGACAAUAGCUGGCUGGAAGGGCCUGCCAUGAAGAAGUCUCGCAAUAGUCAUUGUGCAGUAGGAGCAGGACUCUACCUGUAUGUACUUGGAGGGAGCACAGAUGAAGGGGUAAUUCCAGCAGUGGAGCGCCUGGGUUUGAUGGACUCGGAGUGGGAAACCAUGAGUCCUAUGGCUCAACCUGUGGAGAGAGGAGAUGCAGUCAGUGUAGGAAUGAGAAUCUAUGUGGUCUGUGGCCUUGAUGAAAAUGGACAUGUUUAUGGUGGAGUGCAAAGGCUGAACACAGAGACGGACGUCUGGGAUGUCAUCUCGUUUUCCCCGCUUCCCAGGAAAAAUUCUCUAGAAUUCCCAUGAGAUUACUCUCAUGAGAGUGACGUGGAGAAGUGGCCUAGUUAUCUCAGAUGAACUUGGUUGUAAUUGCAAGAGUUAACUCUGUGUUGCCAGAAUCUCCAAGAAACCUUCUUAUCAGCAGUCUGGGAUUCCUGUGGUUAUUGUCACUUCCAGGUAGUGCUGAGGACAUAUACUCCGUACUAACUCAAUACCCACAUGUGCACCCCCACAAAAUGUACUGACAAUAUUGGAAAGAUGCAAAGUAAAAUAACAUUAGGCAGAACUGAAAGCCAAGGUUUGUAUUAUACAAGUUUGCAGUUGUUAGUGAGUUACUGGGGAGAUAAGACAAAGAAUGUAAAACCAGAAAAUUAUAAACCUCCUAAAGUUUAAUUGCAAGGACAAAGAGUGGACUGGAUAAAUCCAAAGUCUUGUCCCACCAAUGCUUCUGUGAUUCUCUGCUUAAAUGGGGCCAUCUUGAUGUGAGGACCACUGUCGCAUUGAAUAUAUCAGGGACAGAUCUUCCUGUUGAUGCUGAU
Molecule: messenger RNA, 2065 nt
Organism: Rhea pennata
Lineage: Eukaryota; Metazoa; Chordata; Aves; Rheiformes; Rheidae
Product: kelch-like protein 24
Exons: 3
Coding region: 138-1553 (471 amino acids)
Molecular function (GO): protein binding
Source: RefSeq, a predicted model, not a curated record